This is a messenger RNA of Argiope bruennichi, 1215 nucleotides long. Its product is annotated as fibropellin-3-like. The record is from RefSeq and is a predicted model, not a curated record. The transcript has 12 exons. The coding region runs from base 170 to 1099 and encodes 309 amino acids. NCBI's taxonomy places the organism in Eukaryota, Metazoa, Arthropoda, Arachnida, Araneae, Araneidae.
UGGAGAAUUUUGCGAAAAAGGUCCCUGUUCUCCAAAUCCUUGUUUGAACAACGGAGUAUGUGUAUCUAAAGAUGGAAAAGAUAUAUGCCUUUGCAAGGAGCCCUUUUGGGGAGAAUUUUGCGAAAAAGAUUUUUGCUCUUCAAAUCCUUGUAAAAAUGAUGGAAUAUGUAUGACAAUCAACAAUGAGGGGAAAUGCAUUUGUAAACCUCAUUCUUCAGGGGAAUUUUGUGAAAUAGAACCUUGCUAUCCAAAUCCUUGUCAAAACAGUGGAUCAUGUCGAAUAAUGGAUGGAAAAGCAAAAUGUACUUGUCUGGAACCAUAUUCUGGAAUAUAUUGUGAAAAGGGGGGAGGAGAUAGUUCUUCCAGUUCGAAAUCAGUUGUAGAGGUUUCUACAUUACCAGUUUGUAAUUGCGGUAAAAAAUCAACUCAGUGUUAUUAUGAUAUCAACAUGAAAAAAGUAUGCAUUUGCUUGCCGGGAUACGAAGAAAGGGAUGGAACAUGUUCUGAAUGCUACUGUGGCAAGCAAUCUUGGUCUUGUCGGUUUAAUUCUAGAGGUGACAAGGACUGUGACUGUCAUCCAGGUUAUGCACAGAAGAACGGAACAUGUGUUGAAAUGUGCCUGUCCAGUAGUGAUUGUUUGAAUGAAGGGAUAUGCAAACGCUACGAUAAAGGUUCUUUCUGUGACUGUGGCCCAUAUUUCAGUGGGGACAGGUGCGAGAAAUCUGAGUUUUGCGACCAUCUAAAGGAAAAAUGCGAAGAAAUUGGAGCAGUGUGCGUACCGACACGAUGGAAAACAACCUGCGAAUGUCCCAAGGGCAAAAUAUUUACACCUCGUGGAAUCUGCGAAGAUAUAUGCGAUUCAGCGAAGUGCCUGUUUGGGAAAUGCGAAGCACAUGGAAAAACGUAUAGAUGCAUAUGCGAUGAAGGAUUUUCUGGUUUUCUAUGCGACAUAAACAACAAUUUUAAAACGAACAUAUCUAUUUUGGGGAUUUCUCUUAUCAUAUUUUGCUUCACUCUACUUAUCACUCUGGUUGGAUUUCUCUCCUGCGGUUGCCAAAAUAUUAGAUACAACACAUGUGAUAAUUCGAAACGCUGUUGACCACCUGUUUUGCUGGGAAAUAUCAUUAAUAUCUCAAAGAAAAAGAUGAACUUCACUGCAUAGUUUUUAUUCAUUUUUAUGUAUGUAUUCUGUGGUAUUCUGCGAAUUGAACUAUA